This is a messenger RNA of Trichosporon asahii var. asahii CBS 2479, 303 nucleotides long. RefSeq lists its product as uncharacterized. The record is from RefSeq and is a predicted model, not a curated record. Bases 1 to 303 code for a protein of 100 amino acids. NCBI's taxonomy places the organism in Eukaryota, Fungi, Basidiomycota, Tremellomycetes, Trichosporonales, Trichosporonaceae. The transcript has 3 exons.
AUGCCCAUCGUUCUCGUUGCCAAGCUCCGCGCUACCAGCCCCGAGGCUGCCGACAAGAUUGAGCAGGGCCUCAAGGCGAUCCGCGACUACGCUACUUCCGACAAGGAGCCCGGCUGCCUCCUCUACUACCCCGCUAGGCACAACGAGGACCCCCUCGCCUUCACCGUCUUCGAGGAGUACAAGGACCAGGAGGCCAUCGCUACCCACAUGAAGACUGAGGUCUUCCAGAAGUUUGCGUCCGACGAGUCCGUCUUCGAGGGCGGCGUCAAGGGCCUCGACCUCCAGUACUACACCCGCAUUUGA